UUCAAUUGGACUUUUAUCAUUCUCCUAUAUAUGUUUUAUGAAUAUUUAAUUUAUGUAGAACUGUUCUUCCUGUCACUAGAGAUGUCAACUGUCAAAAUCAUACUUCGUAGGUAUAUAUCUGCCCACGUGACAAAGAAUUAUUGGAUUAUUCAUUCUUGAAAUUAAUGCAAUUUCUAAAAAUACUGAUAUUAAGCAAAUGCAAGGAAAACAGGUAUGCGACCACAAUCAGACCGAGAAGAAAAGCGCAGAGCAGGAUGCCGACAAAUAUCCACGAUCGAUAUUCCUUAUUAUUGCCACUGAGUUCUGCGAGAGGUUCUCCUUCUGUGGGUUGCGAACGAUUCUUUCCCUGUAUUUGAGGAACGUCUUACUGUUCCAUGAAAAUGAAGCGACGGUGAUCUACCAUGUUUUCAUCAUGUUGUGUUAUUUCAUAUCCGUAGUUGGUGCUAUUCUCGCAGAUAGUUAUUUAGGACGGUUCAGGACGAUUUUAUACUUCUCCAUAAUCUAUGCCGUAGGAAACAUUUUAAUGUGUGUUGCGGCAACUCCUCCGAUUGCAAUUUCCCCUACUGGAUUUACAUACAUUGGGCUAAUAUUAAUUGCAUGGGGCACGGGAGGAAUAAAACCUUGCGUAGCUGCCUUCGGAGGGGACCAAUUCCAUUUACCACAGCAACAGGAACGUCUGCAGCAAUUCUUUUCAAUUUUCUACUUCACUAUCAACUUCGGAGGGUUCGUUGGGAUGAUAUUAACACCAAUGUUGAGAAAGGCUCUCACUUGCUUCGGCGAUGACACUUGCUACGCUCUUGGAUUUGGAUUUCCCGCAGCCCUGAUGGUCACUGCUUUACUAUUAUUUACACUUGGGAAACCACUGUAUCGUCUGAAGUAUCCAAAGGAGAAUAUUAUGUUAAACUUUAUUAACUGCAUUCUGUUCGCUGCGAGGAGAAAAUUGACUGCUCGUAACACCUCUCGAGUAUACAAUCACUGGCUGGAUUAUGCUCGAGAGAAACAUUCAUUGAAAUUAAUAGCUGACAUAAAGAUAGUACUCGCUAUCUUAUUCCUGUACAUACCGCUGCCCCUUUUCUGGAGUCUCUUCGAUCAGCAGGGAUCCAGAUGGACGUUUCAGGCUUCGCGAAUGAACGGAGAAUUUCUGGGAAUUCAAAUGUUGCCAGACCAGAUGCAGGUGAUUAAUCCGGCAAUUGUGCUCUUUCUGAUCCCGCUUUUUGAUAAAAGUAUCUAUCCCACGCUUGGGAAAUUAAGACUGUUGCAUUCGCCACUUCAGCGAAUGAUUAUCGGAGGAGUAUUCGCAGGCCUGGCAUUCAUAGCCAGCGGAUUGUUGGAAUUGAAGUUACAAGAAACCUAUCCAGUGUUGCCCGAUAAAGGAGAAGCUACGUUGAACUUGGUCAACACUCUGGGCUGCGAUGUUGGUUUUUUGGCACCCUUCGAAUCUGAAUUGUCCAUCGGUCCAGGGGACAAACAAGUGUUUAAUGUCUCCGUACACAAUUUCACGACAUACAAAUUGUACUUUGUCGCACCUCCUGGAUGCUGGGACCUUCAACUUACUAAUCCAACAUUAACAAUAGAAGUCAACGUCACGGAAUAUAAAGUUGAUACUUUGUUGAUAGGCUUAAGGGGCAGAGAUCUUGCUCUUUUUGCUAUGGACCCAGACGACUACAAGAAGUCUUUAAAUGGGAAUCCAAAACUUCGAGUGAUCUUCCUGAGGGACACAUCUUGUUUGAAGAACGUAACAAUUACUCUGAGUGGGAAAAGUGGACUACAAGACGAGUACUUCGUGCCGGAUAAAAAAUCACUUUCCGAGUCUACUUAUAUGGAAUUGGAACCCGGAAGGUUUCAGUACACCGUUCAAAAUGGCGACGACCCCGAUGCACGGCACAAAGACUUUGUUGACCUCGAUCUAGGAGCCGUUUAUUUACUCGUAGUGAGAGAACACGCAGGCAACAUUGUCUUUCACAAAUUGUUCACGAUGACGCCACCAAAUAAGAUUCACAUGUUCUGGCUGAUCCCGCAAUAUCUUUUAAUAUCCAUAGCAGACGUAAUGUUUGCGAUUUCCGGUCUAGAGUUCUCCUUUACUCAGGCUCCUAAUAGUAUGAAAACGGUCACUAUCGCUGCUUGGUACGUCAUCGUGGCGCUAGGCAACUUAAUGGUCAUUAUAAUUACGCAAGCUCGCUUCUUCAGGAGCCAAGCGCACGAGUUCUUCUUAUUCGCAGCCUUGAUCCUUAUCAAUAUGGUGAUAUUCGCAAUAAUGGUGCGGAAAUAUAGUUUCGUCGUUCUGGAGGCCGAUUCCAGCGUCGCUCCAGAUAGUCGCGAAGAAUUCCCUUUGUUGAAGCCGACAUUGUUGCAAACUUGCGCGUGUGGAUUAUCAGGCCCACUCACUACGUUAUCACCUACGUCUUCUUCCUCCUCGGUAAAAUCGGCGGCCAACGCGUUGAGAUAAAUUUUCAUACCAGAGAAUGUCCCAACAAUGUCCCAAUAAACAAUUGUUAACUCCUUGACAAAGUGCCAACAACUAUUGACAAAUUUUUUAAGAAAUUUGUAUAUCGAGGCUAGGGAUCGGCGAUAAUUAUUUAUCGCAUUUUUGCUAUGUGUAAUUAUUAUCCUGCAAAUUACUGCAUGAACGAUAUUGUAUAUGUAUACAAAGCGUUAUAAUAUUUAUAAAGCUACAAGCGGCGAUAAAUAUUUAUUACGUGUUGGAUUCCACUCGAGAUAUGACUUAUCAAUCUGUGUAAAUGAAAUCCGAGUUAUUUCCUGCGGGGAAACACCGUCGUUCCAGAUUUUCCGACGAUAGCAGA
Molecule: messenger RNA, 2801 nt
Organism: Orussus abietinus
Lineage: Eukaryota; Metazoa; Arthropoda; Insecta; Hymenoptera; Orussidae
Product: solute carrier family 15 member 1
Exons: 16
Coding region: 197-2446 (749 amino acids)
Biological process (GO): transmembrane transport; oligopeptide transport
Cellular component (GO): membrane
Molecular function (GO): dipeptide transmembrane transporter activity
Source: RefSeq, a predicted model, not a curated record